This is a messenger RNA of Phoenix dactylifera (date palm), 1092 nucleotides long. RefSeq names its product phospholipase A(1) DAD1, chloroplastic-like. Lineage: Eukaryota; Viridiplantae; Streptophyta; Magnoliopsida; Arecales; Arecaceae. The record is from RefSeq and is a predicted model, not a curated record. Gene Ontology annotation, biological process: lipid metabolic process. Gene Ontology annotation, molecular function: glycerophospholipase activity.
UCUUCUGGAUCUUCAACGCGCGGGCCGUCCACCGUAAGAAUUGGGAGCCGGUGGAUGGAGUACCAGGGUGCCAACAACUGGCAUGGCCUUCUCGACCCACUCGACGACGCGCUCCGCUCCGAGAUCGUCCGCUACGGCGAGUUCGUCCAGGCUGCCUAUACUUCCUUCGACUUCGAUCCUACCUCCCCCUCCUACGCUGCCUGCCGCUUCCCCAAGGACUCCUUCUUCCGCCGCUCCGGCCUCCCCAGCACCGGCUACCGCGUCACCCGCAAUCUCCACGCCUCUUCCACGACCCGGCUCCCCCUCUGGGCCAGCUCCGCCCCCGCGUGGCUCUCCCGCCGCUCCGGCUGGAUCGGCUACGUCGCCGUCUGCCAGGACAAGGACGAGAUUGCCCGCCUCGGCCGGCGCGACGUCGUCAUCGCCUUCCGCGGCACCGCCACCUGCCUCGAGUGGCUCGAGAACCUCCGUGCCAGUCUCACCCACCUCCCUUGCCCCUUCCCACCGUCAGCCUCCCAGCCGGAGCCGAUGGUGGAGCGUGGAUUCUGGAGCCUCUUCACCUCCCCCGGCUCAGUCCGCCAGAGUCUCCGCGACGAGGUCCGCGACGAGAUCGCCCGGCUCCUCGAUGCCUACGGAGGCAAAGGUCACCCCCUCAGUCUCACAGUCACCGGUCACAGCCUCGGCGCAGCGCUUGCAGUGCUCACCGCUUACGACAUCACGGCGACAUUCCGACACGCGCCGAUGGUCACCGUGGUCUCGUUCGGCGGGCCACGUGUCGGUAACGCAAGCUUCCGCCGCCGGCUGGAAGAGCAAGGGAGCAAGGUUCUAAGGAUAGUGAACGCGCAGGACAUCAUAACCAAGGUUCCCGGUUUCGUCAUCGACGACGGCAAUGGGAAGAAUCAGGACGCCAAAGAAGGCAUGACACUGAGCUGGCUGCUGUCGAAGACUGGGUGGGUCUACGCCGACAUCGGCCGCGAGCUCCGUCUCACCGGUCGUCGGACGGCCAAUGUGGUGGCCUGCCACGACCUCAGCGUCUACCUCAACCUAGUGAACCAGCUCAGUACCAAGUGUCCUUUCCGGUCAUUAGCUCAUUAG